Messenger RNA from Phyllopteryx taeniolatus (common seadragon), 2667 nucleotides. RefSeq names its product acid phosphatase 2, lysosomal (gene acp2). Gene Ontology annotation, biological process: dephosphorylation; lysosome organization. The record is from RefSeq and is a predicted model, not a curated record. NCBI's taxonomy places the organism in Eukaryota, Metazoa, Chordata, Actinopteri, Syngnathiformes, Syngnathidae. Bases 104 to 1495 code for a protein of 463 amino acids. Gene Ontology annotation, cellular component: lysosome. Gene Ontology annotation, molecular function: acid phosphatase activity. The transcript has 12 exons.
CUCUCGUGGCGUCGUCACGUGACGCCAGACAGCGAGCCGUUUGCUGUUGUGCUAAAGACACUUGCAGUUGGUUGAACAGAAGCUCGGCUUUUCGGACUCUGUCAUGCUUCCUAUAUUUCUGCUCCUCCUGGCCGUGGGCUCGCUCCCUGGGAAAGGCACAGCGGGGAAAAAACUGGAAUAUGUAACCGUGUUGUUUCGACAUGGUGACAGAUCACCAGUCAAAGCCUAUCCCACUGACCCACACCAAGAGAGCGCCUGGCCUCAAGGCUUUGGACAGCUAUCACAGGAAGGGAUGCGGCAACACUUAGAGCUGGGUCAGUUUCUGAGGAAGCGUUAUGACGGCUUUCUCAAUGAAAGCUAUGUCCGUCAUGAGAUCUCAGUUCGCAGCACAGACUAUGAUCGCACCCUGAUGAGUGCCGAGGCCAACCUUGCAGGUAAUGUCACAUGUUGCUUUCAGGGUUUCCACAGGAGCUUGAAAUGUUUGGACAAUUCUUUGUUGACUUUUCAAAGUUGGAAACGGGUUUGCAUUUUGAACUUGAAAUUGUACCUGAGCUCUCCUGCAGGUCUUUACCCUCCCAAUGGUGAGCAGGUCUUUUCACCAAACAUAAAGUGGCAGCCCAUCCCUGUCCACACAGUUCCACAAAGUGAAGAGAGGCUGCUGGCCUUUCCUCAGAGAGAUUGCCCUCGUUUCGAAGAGCUCAUGAAGGAGACUGAAGAAACGGAAGAAUUCAUUAACAUCACAGCUGCUAACAAGGACAUUAUGGAGUUGGUGCGGAAUAAAACGGGACUGAAGACGACGACUGUGGAUUCAGUCUGGAGUGUGUACGACACACUCUUUUGUGAGUCACACCAUAACAAAUCAGCUCCAGAUUGGGUGACCCCUUCUGUCUGGGCAAAGCUCCGCUUUCUGAAGGACUUUGGAUUUCGGGUUUUAUUUGGGGUCUACAACCAGCAGGAGAAGAGUCGGCUGCAGGGAGGUAUUUUAUUGGGUGAAAUCGUAAAGAAUCUUUCCCGAGCGGCUGUAUCUGAAGAAACGCAGCGUCUGAAAAUGAUGAUGCUUUCUGCGCAUGACACCACUGUGGCAGCUCUGCAGGUCAGCUUGAAUGUCUUCAAUGGCAGACAACCACCGUAUGCGUCCUGUCACAUGAUUGAGCUAAACUCGGAUGAUGGCGGGUCUAUGUCGGUGUCCAUGUUUUACCGGAACGACAGCACAGUUGAGCCGUAUGCCCUUCGGUUGCCAGGUUGCUCCAUCGACUGCCCCCUGGAGGAGUUUGUGAAAAUUACAAAGCUCUCUAUUUCUGAUGACAGAGAGAGAGAGUGUCAGGUGGCUUCAAGUGGGAACAAUAAAGAGGUGAUCAUCACUCUGGCAGUGUCGGGCUGCCUGUUGCUGGUCCUCAUCGUCAUCCUCUUCCUGUCCAUCAUUCGACACAAGGAGCCGUUGGGUAACCAGGGAUAUCGUCGGAUCACCAACCACGGGGUGGCUGAGGAGUCCUGACAGAAGUGCAAGGUCCUCAAUUGCAGAACAAUGAGCUCCCCAACAUGGGACAGCAGCGAUGAUGAUGAUGAUAAACUUUGACCUCUUGUAUGGAGCGUCGUCUGUGGGUGUUUUUUUUUCUUUUUUUUGACUACGAAGUUUGGGGUUGGAGAAACUUACAAAUGUCUCCCAAAGCUGUCACGAUGACAAAUUCUUGGAGCAACCUUGACAGAUGUUUACCUUUUAACAUUUUUGUUUUUUUGCUUGUGCUUUUCUGAUUUGUAUCCAAGUUGAUGGGAUCUAUGGUAUUAUUCUGUUUGGUGCAAUUGUGCGCACGAAAGUCAAGAAUGUGUACCUAGAGAGGUGACAUUUCUUACUUGCAAAUGUUUUCAUUGCUGUUUGAAUUUUGGAAUUUGUUUAGCAUAGGUCAAACAAAGGCCAAAUGACCAUUAUGCCUUAAAUAAUUGCAGUCGUCAUAGUUUUCUGAUGUGGCUUGUUUAUGAACCCUAUGUGUUCACAUAAUUUGAUUUUGAAAAUGUAUCAAAAUUUCUCGUAGCUAGAUUAUGAUAGCUGGAUAAUGUGCUUAGAUAAUUUGGCACAUUUGGCUAAAAUAAAAAUACAUUCGGUGAACUGCUGCACAUGUGCUUGUUUUUAAACUGCGUUAAUCAGUUUUUAUUAAUGUAAUAUGUGGUCUGGUUUUGUGUUGUUGUUGUGUGACCAUGCUUUUUAAUAUUUCCACUAACUCAAAUGGUUUGACUUCAUCAGAGGAGUAGGAUGCUGUGUUUUCUUACAGUUGCUCUAUGUUUUGUGUCGGCAUGUUUUAAACUGCUAGUAAGUUUUGCAACACUGGAAAAUAUUUCAAUGCAAACUUCACUAUGAUUUGUUUACUGCAGUCAGCAGAUUUAAUUGUGAUGUUUUAUUAUAAACGGGAGCACAUAAAAAAAUUGGUCUAGUUCUCAAAUGAGCAUCAGAGGUUGUUACUUGGUCCUUAUUUUAUUGAUUAUCCUCCAACUUCACUGUAUGGACUACAGUGGGUAUGGAAAGUUUACAGACCCCCUUAAAUUUUUCACUGUUGUUAAAAAUAUUUGUUCAUUUUUUUUCAUUAAUGUACACACAGCACCCUAUAUUGACAGAAAAAAAAAUUAUUGUUGAAAUUUAUGCUGAUUCAUUAAAAAAGAAAAACUGAAAUAUCA